AUGAAAGCCGCCCAGAAGCCGCCCGCUCUGCUGCUCCCCUCCUGCAUCUCUAGUCCCUGAUCGCUCUACCGCUGUCGGCCACCACCUUCGCGCCGUCGCUGUCUCUCUUCAUCCUGGGUACGCUCAGCUUUGACGGUACCUCUCCGCCGGCCUUUCUCCCACCGCUGCCUGAACGUCGUCGCCGACUCUCGCCUCCGCCAGACAGCGCCGCCUGCUUUCGUGCGAAAAUGGUGCGCAACAUAGUCGUCCUCGGCGGUAACAGCCACCCUCAGCUCACCGAGACCAUCUGCAACCACCUCGGCAUACCCCCCUCCAAGGUCUUGCUCAGCAAAUUUGCUGUCGGCGAAACUCGAGUUGAGAUCAUAGAGUCGGUCAGAGGAAAGGAUGUCUUCAUCAUCCAGUCGGGUGGAGGAAAGGUCAACGACCAUCUGAUGGAGCUUCUCAUCACCAUUUCCGCUUGCAAGACGGCCUCAGCUCGAAGGGUCACUGCUGUCUUGCCGCUGUUCCCCUACUCGCGCCAGAGUGACAUUCCAUACGAGAAGCGCGGCGCGCCGCUCAGGAAGGCCCCGGGUUACCCCAGGCGCCAGGACAGCUACAGCUUUGACAGUGUACCAGCGACUCCCGCGCCUGGUCGGCCAGAGAGCGUUGGCCUGGUCAACGGCGAUGGCCUGAACAAGCAGCUCACGCGCCUGCAGAUUGACGAGAAGCGCACUGGUGGGCCUGACACCAGCCCUACCAAGCAGGAGAACUACUUUGCGGCCAACCGCGAACGCGGCAUUUCCAAUGCGUCGGUGGACGGUGUCAACGGCGAGGAGCCGCUUGUCAAGCCUCCGAAGUUUGAGCCGCAGCGUGGCUACAAGCAGUGGGUUGCACAGGCGGGCACGCUAGUCGCCGACCUCCUGACUUGCGCGGGCGCGGAUCAUGUUAUCACCAUGGAUUUGCACGAUCCUCAGUACCAGGGCUUCUUCGACAUUCCUGUGGACAACCUGUACGGACGCCACCUUGUCCGCAAGUACAUCCAGUACCAGAUCCCCAAUUACAGGGAGGCUGUCGUCGUUAGUCCUGAUGCCGGAGGUGCCAAGCGGGCGACUGCUAUUGCUGACGCCCUCGGCAUGCCCUUCGCAUUGAUUCACAAGGAGAGACGCCCCACUCAAAUCACGGACCGCCAAAACGCCACCAUGAUGCUUGUCGGUGAUGUUAAUGAUCGCGUGGCGAUCCUUGUUGACGACCUUGCGGACACCUGUAACACCAUCACCAGGGCCGCCAAACUGGUGAAGAAGGAAGGCGCCACCAAGGUCUAUGCCCUGGUAACACACGGCAUCCUGAGUGGCGAUGCCAUUGAUCGCAUCAACGCGAGCGCGAUUGACAAGGUCGUCGUUACCAACAGUGUCGACCAAACCGAGCACCUUCAGCGCUGCCCCAAGCUGGAAGUCCUCGAAAUUGGAAAUGUCUUCGCCGAGGCGAUUCGUCGCGUGCACCAUGGCGAGAGCAUCAGUGUGCUCUUCAACUACGACUAAAUGCAGGGGAAUGUCACGAGGAGCGUUGGAUAGACGGGGCUUAGGCUGUACCAAUUCUGUUAUGCAUGACCCGAGGAGUUUGGCGGGGGCUGUGAUCUACGUGUGCUCGGCCGAGGCUCGAGUGAAGUGUCUCAUGAAUGAAUUCUUUUGGCG
This is a messenger RNA of Aplosporella prunicola CBS 121167, 1670 nucleotides long. RefSeq lists its product as uncharacterized. Gene Ontology annotation, biological process: 5-phosphoribose 1-diphosphate biosynthetic process; purine nucleotide biosynthetic process. The transcript is spliced from 7 exons. Lineage: Eukaryota; Fungi; Ascomycota; Dothideomycetes; Botryosphaeriales; Aplosporellaceae. The coding region runs from base 228 to 1517 and encodes 429 amino acids. The record is from RefSeq and is a predicted model, not a curated record. Gene Ontology annotation, cellular component: ribose phosphate diphosphokinase complex; cytoplasm. Gene Ontology annotation, molecular function: ribose phosphate diphosphokinase activity; magnesium ion binding.